AGGAGAGCCACGUGACUUAUAUCAACAGUGCCUGUCUUCCAAAUUGGGACAAUCACUUUCCAUCAAUAUUCAAGAUGAAGUUUGUGAAAUUCACAAAAGCUUUAUCCUACUCAAUGGCGGCCUCUGCACCGAUUCUACAACGGCAUUAUGCUUUCGUGUCAAUUGCCUGCUUUCUCCGACAGUCCAACAGUUUCCUCUCAACUGGGUGAUGAGACCCCCCGGGCCGCUCCUUCUUCAUUAUGGACGACUGUCGCAGGCUGUUCUCGGGGAUGGAGUGGGAGAGCGGAUUUCUAUUACAACUUCUCUUAAUCAUAACUAUCUACUCUGAUAUUUCACCUCUUAUUCAUCGUUAUCUAUAUCUAAAUGUCUUUAGACUCGGUACUCAACCUCGCUGCAGAGGGUAAAUGUCUUAUCAACGGGGUUGCCACGGCCGAGUUGCUAUGGACCGAUACUCCCCUCAACUUCUGGACUGGAAUUGAUUACACGACCGGUAAAAUCGUCGACCGACGCCAUCCGCUCCAUGAUGAGACUGUCGCCAACCGCAUAUUCGCCUUGCCCGCGAGUCGUGGAUCGUAUGGAGGGGCUCUUGCCAUAUACGAGUUGCUCCAGAAUGGCUGUGCGCCCGCCGGAAUUGUCGUUGCAGAAGACGAGGAGACUAUCAUAGCUGGUGUGAUAAUCGCCCAUUUGUUCCUCAAAAAGUCUAUUCCCGUGCUGAAGAUCAAUCCCGUCCGCUUCCAGUCUAUCUGCACGCAAACUCAUGCGGCCAUCUCCGGCAGCAGACUUUACGCCCAACACGGGGUCCUACAACGCCCGGCCCGUGAUCCACAGCCAUUGUAUCAUUCGCCGGGGUUUUACGAUGAAUGCCAAAAAAUUCGAAGCAGCAUUGCCAACCGCGCUGCCUGUGGUGCACUAGAUAUUGUUGCCCGAUUUGCUACGGUCAGGGGUGUAUCAAGUCUCGAGCAAGUUGACAGGGCCCGGAUUGACGCGUGUAUCUACACUGGUCGGGCAGCCACCCAUAUCGUCGAUUCCUUCGAAAGGCUCAUCUCCUCGUUCCCAAUCAAAGUCAUCGCAACCGGGAUCCCAAUGAGCCGAGUGCGUUGGCAAGAGCUUGGUGCCGAGGAACGUCCCUUGCGGCGGCUCGACGCCAUCACAGCGGAUUAUAAAAGAAUGGGGGCAACGAUCAUGCCGACCAGCAAAGCCACGUUGCCUGAGCGGCGACACCGUGUAUACCUCAAUAGCAUGUCAGGUGAAAGCAGGCCAGUCUUACCAGAAAUGAUUGACCUUUGUGUUGCCCUGGUCGGCUGGGCUCCCGCCUUGCCAUUGAAGACGGAGGCUGAUCGUGCUGCAAGGGUGCAGGUGAAUGUGCUGGUCGACCCCUUGGCUGAUGAGGAUGUGGACACCUUUUACUCUGUACUGGGCUUCGCAGUCGGAUACAUUGCCGGUGCCCGUAUCCCCUUUGUAGACUACACCCGAACACCCGACGAGUCUGCCAUGCACAAGUUUACCGCCGGUUUUGUUGCCACUUCAUCAGCCCCCUUGUUCCAUUUUAGGGGAGCUACUCACCGCUGGAAGGACUACUACCCAAGAUCGUGGAUGGUGAGAGGGACGCUGCCGGAUAUAACGUCGGUGCCGGACUACACACUGAAACGAGAAGGGUUCGAGUUGGCAAAAACAAUGUUGAGCACCGCCGAAGAUCCAUCGGUCAAGUUUGUCCUGUUGGGCGAUCCCAACAUGUCGCUGGACGCGUUGCGCAUACUGGCGCGGCAUUGCGCUGGGCGUAGGAAACAUUUCCAGGUCUACUUUCUCAUCACCACAACCAAAGAGAUAUUCCAUGAUGCCAGCUGGCCUAGAUAUGCUCAGACAAUCGCUCAUUUUGGAGCGUCGUUCAACCACGAGAAUGACAAAUAUGAUCUUCCGAAUAUCUGGCUUCAAAAAGAUGCUGGUAACAUCAUGACAAACUCGACCCGGUAUGCUUCCUUUUCCGGGCUUGGGGCUCGACGCGGGGUGCAUUUUGGGACUCUCAAGCAGUGUGUUGAUGCUGCAGUGAAUGGGAGAAUUGGUUAG
This is a messenger RNA of Aspergillus calidoustus, 2064 nucleotides long. The record is from the annotation of a GenBank genome assembly. Lineage: Eukaryota; Fungi; Ascomycota; Eurotiomycetes; Eurotiales; Aspergillaceae.